AUGAGUGAUAAAUAUAGUGAUGAUGAUGAAGGUUGUGAAGAAACACAUAAAUUGAGACAAGAAAACUGUGAGCUCCAACGCCAAUUAGCACGUUUACAGCAAUUAUAUGGGAAUGCACAGAAGGAAAUCACUGAACACAUCAAGGCAACAGAGUCCCUGGUUAUUAAUACGGAACGGCUUGAGUCUCUGGUGCACGACCGAAACCUGGAGCUGGAAACACUCCGCGCCAAAACAAGCAGCGAGUCUAGCGAGGAUUUGCAGCGCGGGGGGUUGGUCGUAAUUUCUGGAGCCUCACCGUCCACUAGCGCCGCAUGUACCACGCUGCGCGAGACCGCUCCGCGAGUGAUGUGCGACACCGCACCGCCCAACAACAAGCCGCCGUGUGCCGCGCUGCCGAGUGUCGCGCCGGCCGGUGAUGUGCCGCCGGGAGCCGAGCCGCGGAGGGUCAGAGUCCGCGGAGCCUCGAGGCGCGGGGCGUCAGCGGCAGUGCCGCCGUCCGCGGCGCAAGCGCCUGCGGCGCCCCCGCCCGCUGCGCCGCCAGCGUUUGUCCUCCGAUCCGUCUCCAAGGCAAGUGAACGAGACGCGCGGCAGGUGUGCCCGGGCGCGGUGAGGGGCGCGGGCGCGGGCGGCGGCUGCGGCGCGGCGGCAGGUUGUUUUCCGUUAUAUUGA
Messenger RNA from Pectinophora gossypiella (pink bollworm), 669 nucleotides. RefSeq lists its product as uncharacterized. The coding region runs from base 1 to 669 and encodes 222 amino acids. The record is from RefSeq and is a predicted model, not a curated record. NCBI's taxonomy places the organism in Eukaryota, Metazoa, Arthropoda, Insecta, Lepidoptera, Gelechiidae. The transcript has 3 exons.